GGGCACUUUCUAGAAGCCGCGCCACGUGUCUGCUAGCGCAUGGAAGGGCCGGGAACCUUCUAGAACCCGCUGGAUGCUUCUCUCACCAAUGUCCAACCUAACCCAAUCCCCAAAUCCACGUUUCUAGACGCGUCCUCCUUCCCGUGGAAACACUUGCUUCUUCCCGCAUCCUCCCCUCUCCUCUCCUCUCUGCACGCGAAUCAUCGCCUGCCCAAUGGCGUCGCCGGCGGCGGGGACGCCGCCGUUCCUGACGAAGACGUACGCGAUGGUGGAGGACCCCAGCACCGACGACACCAUCUCGUGGAACGACACCGGCACGGCCUUCGUGGUGUGGCGCCCCGCCGAGUUCGCCCGCGACCUCCUCCCCAAGCACUUCAAGCACAGCAACUUCUCCUCCUUCGUGCGCCAGCUCAACACCUACGGAUUCAAGAAGGUGGUGGCGGACAGGUGGGAGUUCGCCAACGACGGCUUCCGGCGAGGGGAGAAGCACCUGCUGGGAGGGAUACAGAGGCGGAAAGGGACCGGCGCCGGGGGCGCGGGGGGCGGGGCGGCCAUACCGACGGGGAUACCGAUCAUCUCGUCCCCGCCCACGAGCUCCGGCGGGGAGCCGGCGGUCUCCUCGUCGUCGCCGCGCGGCUCGGCGGCGGGGGUGAGCGGCGCGGUGGCCGAGCUGGAGGAGGAGAACGCGCGGCUGCGGCGAGAGAACGCGAGGCUGGCGCGGGAGCUGGCCCGCGCGCGGCGCCUCUGCGACGGAGUACGGCAGCUCGUGGCGCGGUACGACCAUGGCGGCGGCGGGGAGGAUGAUCCCGCGGACGGCGACGAUGGGCACGGCGGCGGCGGCGGCGGGGGAGGCCCUGGCGGCCCCGGAGCGAAGCCGAUGCUGUUCGGCGUUGCGAUUGGGGCCAAGCGCCCGCGCGGCGCGGAGGGCGGGGACGGGGACGAGGACGGCGAGGACGGGGCCGCCGAGGAAGACGGCGAGGAGGAGGACGAGGAACAUGACGACGACGAGACACACGCGGCGCGGAGGCGGGGGAGCAAGGCCGCGAGGAGGAACGAGAUGUCGGAUCUCGACGUGCUGGCGCUGUCCGUGCGGGCGGCGGCGGCGGCGAGACCGGGCGGAGGGUCGCGUGACCGCAAGAGCUCGGUCUCGUGACAGCCCGCGCCGCUAGGACUGAAGUCAGUGACACUCGUGUAGAGUAGCCUCGCUUGUAUGGGCAGAUGGUGUAGGCGUAAUUGCGUAGUAAACUGAAACAUCUUUGUAGUUGCUAGCAAUCGAGAUUCAAUGAUGGCCUUUCUGAACUCCUGCCGAUUCUAACUAGGGCUUGUUUAGUUCAAAAAUGGAGUUGUUUAGCCAAAAGGCAAGCUGGCCAAAUGAUUUGCUGUAGCUCUGUAAACGUGUAAUAG
This is a messenger RNA of Panicum hallii, 1404 nucleotides long. Its product is annotated as heat stress transcription factor B-2a-like. Gene Ontology annotation, molecular function: RNA polymerase II cis-regulatory region sequence-specific DNA binding; DNA-binding transcription factor activity. Gene Ontology annotation, cellular component: nucleus. The transcript is spliced from 2 exons. Bases 215 to 1153 code for a protein of 312 amino acids. Gene Ontology annotation, biological process: regulation of transcription by RNA polymerase II. Lineage: Eukaryota; Viridiplantae; Streptophyta; Magnoliopsida; Poales; Poaceae. The record is from RefSeq and is a predicted model, not a curated record.